AUGAGUCCGGAUACAAAAGCCGACUCCGAGAACUCGAAGAUGCGUUGCUGGCUUCCGAGUCACAAGCACCCACCUCCGCACGAUACAUUAAACUCUCCAGGAUAUACCGCUGUUGCAGCCAAGUAUAACCACCCACCGCCACUACCGGUCGAUAGACCUAGCGCAUCGAAUAUACCCAUCGACCCUAUCCUCUGGGCCAGUGCUAAAUCCGUUUCAGACGGGAAACACAACGUUGCAAUCCACACUCUUCUUUCCGCGUGUAACGAAACCGCGCACCCGGAAAAUCGUGCCCAGUUCUUCGUGUGGCUAGGUCAAAUAAGCUGCGAGAUCAAAGAAUAUAUCAACGCCAGCUCCUACUUUACCGCUGCCCUGGAUUUAUUCACCACGCUAAAAGACCGCGCCGGAAGCAUAGAACGGCAAAACCCUCAAGCCGAGGAAAAACUGAGGGAGCUCCUUUCUGAGGCCAAGCGUCACCAGCUCAAGGCGACCGAAAUCAAACUGCUUUGCGAGAUUUGCCAGCUCGCAUGCACUACCAAGGACCUCGAGGGAGAUUGUUUCCUCCUUUCCGAGCGAGCCAAGCUUGGUGCGCAAAGCCUCGGUGAUAUGUGGUUAAAGGCCGAGGCUUCACGAAUUUCGGGCAUGGUCAACGAAGCCAAAAAUGAUCUUAUUUCCGCUCUGCAAGCUAUUCGGGUGCUAUCGAGUUGUACCAAGGUGCCAGCUCGGGAAAGGCUAACUCACCGAUAA
Messenger RNA from Rhizoctonia solani, 744 nucleotides. RefSeq lists its product as uncharacterized. Gene Ontology annotation, molecular function: protein binding. The transcript is spliced from 4 exons. The record is from RefSeq and is a predicted model, not a curated record. The coding region runs from base 1 to 744 and encodes 247 amino acids. NCBI's taxonomy places the organism in Eukaryota, Fungi, Basidiomycota, Agaricomycetes, Cantharellales, Ceratobasidiaceae.